Aspergillus thermomutatus is the source of this 477-nucleotide messenger RNA. RefSeq lists its product as uncharacterized. NCBI's taxonomy places the organism in Eukaryota, Fungi, Ascomycota, Eurotiomycetes, Eurotiales, Aspergillaceae. The transcript has 3 exons. Bases 1 to 477 code for a protein of 158 amino acids. The record is from RefSeq and is a predicted model, not a curated record.
AUGAGACGUAUCUACGCAGAUUGGGAUGAUGUGAAGAGUGAGGUGCGGUGCAACCCAGCAUCGAAGCUAUCUUUUGGAGUGCUUCUCGUUGGUAGCAAACAACUGGAAUCGCACUUGAAUGACACUCGUAUGAGUGAUAGUUAUCUCAUUGCUUUCUUGGAGGGGAUAGCAAGUCAGUAUCCAGACGCUAUUGAAGUUUUCCAGCUUCUGAGCGGCAGCGUACGCAGCAUCUUGGCCCAUGAAGGCCCAAUGCAAGGCACAGACAUGGACCAGGUGGUGGCUCGCAUCAAGGCGGUUUUGGGAGAGGAUGACGGACAGGAUGAGCUUCCCUCGUUGCACAAACCAUUGGAGAGAGCGUCAUGCGAGACGAAAGAGCUUUCCGGGGUCCACAAUGGGCAUUCAACUAUCCAGGUAUUGAAUGGCAACAGCCCAAUUCCCGCAGAUUUCCUGCUCGCCUACGAUUUCAGCUCGCCUUGA